AUUCUCCAUAUCUCCUGAAAAUAAUAAAAAGAGACCACCAUCGAUUCUCAAGGCAAAGGAGAACCACCCCCAUCUUAUCCUCUCUACCAGUCUCCCUUCCUUCCUCGUUCGCUCGUCAUUUCCCUGCCGACAAACAAACCUCUGUAAUCUCCAGUCGUCAUCUUUCUCAGACUCGUCACUGCUUGUUCCUUCUCUACCAUCGCUGCUUCAGAGGCAUUAUGUACUAGAUCCAUACAUUGGAACACAAGGGAGGAAAUCCGGUGAAACCAACUUUCAUAGCCGAUAAAGUGUGGAGGAGUUUCAGAACUUACUAAGAUACACCCUGUAUAUAAGGAGAAACUUUAAAUAAAUAAACAAAACGGUGGGAAUUGUGACGAGUCAUCAACUCAUUACUCAUAAUGGUGGUUCUAUCUGAACUUCCAGAAGCAUCUUCAUCUUCUUCAUCAACUCAUGGCCGUAGUUCACCAACGUGUGGUCGUAGUUCAUCAACUGAUGGCCAUAGAUACGAUGUAUUUUUAAGUUUUAGAGGUGUUGACACUCGUCAUAGUUUCACUGAUCACCUUCAUAAGGCCCUCAUUCAUGCCAAUAUCAAUACCUUCUUGGAUGAUGAAGAGAUUGAAACAGGGGAAGAUUUGAAACCGGAAUUGGAGAGUGCAAUUAAGGCAUCUCGGGCUUCUAUUAUAGUGUUGUCUAAGAAUUACGCUUCUUCAACAUGGUGUCUCGAUGAAUUGGUGCUGAUCCUUGAGCAGCGUAUGACAUCCAACCAUAUUGUCAUCCCAAUCUUCUAUCAUGUGGAGCCAACCCAUGUCAUGAAGUUUCAGGCUAGAGACGGAAUUUAUUGAAGAAAUUGUGAAGGACAUCCACCGUAGGUUACAUGUACCCUCAAGGAGUGUUCGGCAACAACUUAUUGGGAUGGACUAUUCCAUUAAGUUCAUAACUUCAUGGUUGAAAGAUGGAUCCUCACAUACGGCAGACAUACUCACUAUUACGGGAAUCGGCGGGAUCGGGAAGACAUCUUUAGCCAAACAUAUCUAUGACCUAUAUUGGCAUGAAUUCAGCACAAGCAGUUGUAUUGAAGAUAUCAGUAGGAGAUGUGAUGGAAAGUUUAAUGGGCUGCUUGAUAUACAAAAGCAACUUUGGGAUGACAUUUCAAAAAAAAGUUCAAUUCAAGUUCAUAAUGUUUCAGCAUACACCUCAAAGAUAGAGAAUUCAUUAACCCUCAAAAAGGUCUUUAUAGUUCUUGAUGAUAUCAGUACUAUUGAUCAGUUGGAUGCAUUACUCGGAAACAAAGGUUUUCAUCCCGGAAGCAAAAUCAUAAUAACAACAAAGGAAAGAUGGAUAACACAAAGUUGUGCACUAUUCAAAACAAAUAUUAAACCCAAGCAUGUAGAACGCUUCCUUAAAGGCUUAUGUAGGACUGAAUCAUGCCAACUUUUGUGUUCCCAUGCAUUCAUGUGCAACCAUCCCAAGGCAGGUUAUGAAGAGGUGUUAGAGAAGCUUGUGAAGUAUUGCCAAGGACAUCCAUUGGCUCUCAAAGUUUUGGGCAAGUCGCUACAUAAUCGAGAUGUAGCUUACUGGGAAGGGUGCAUACAAGGGCUAAAAAAAGAAACAAAUUCCUGUAUAAAUAAUGUCUUGAGAAUGAGCUUUGAUUCUUUGCCAUCUAACAAUGAUAAGGAAUUGUUUAAGCAUAUUGCUUGUUUUUUUGUUGGAAUAGAUAGAGAUGUUACCGAAACAAUAUUAGAGGCAUGCAAUAUAAACACGAGAUACGGAAUCAUUAAUCUCAUUGACAGAUGCCUUCUUAGUAUAGGACAGAAUAAUGAAUUUAAGAUGCAUCAGUUGGUUCAAGAGAUGGGAAGAUUCGAAGUACUUCAAGAAUCACUUGACAAGCCAUGGAAGCGCAGUCGAUUAUGGUGUCAUGAGGAGUCGUUCAAAGUAUUAAAGAAAAAAAAGGGUAAGGGAAAUAUUCUAGGCCUUGCCUUGGACAUGCGAAUGGUUGAGAAAGAGAAGUCGGGUGCAUCAUUUGAGUUGAAAAUAGAUGCGUUGAGUAACAUGGAUAAUCUGAUGCUGCUACAACUCAAUUAUGUGCACAUGAAUGGUUCUUAUGAAAACUUUCCGGAAGAAUUAAGAUGCUUAUGCAUGCAUGGGUACCAUUUAAAUUCUAUACCUUUAAAUUUACCAAUGGAGAAUCUGGUUGCUCUUGACAUGUCAUAUAGCAAUAUUGAAUCAUUUGUCUUUUGUGAUAGUAAUCCACAACGACAUGAAAAGAGACAAAAGUUAAGCGGAUCAUGCUUAAAACACAAAAGGGUACUUGGAUCAUUGAAGAUUCUUAAUUUAAGUUUCUGUAAACAACUUGGUAGUCUUGGUGACUUUGACCAACUCCCUGCUCUUGAGAGGUUAAUAGUUAGAAAUUGCAUUAGUUUGCAUGAGGUUUGUGAAUCAAUUGGGCAAUGUGUUAAACUUGUCUUAAUCGAUCUGAGCUACUGCAACAAGCUUGAAAAAAUUCAAAAAAUCACAAGCAUGUUAGCGAAUGUUAAAAUAAUGUUCCUAGAGGGUUGUAAUCUUGGGGAAUCACAGAUCAAGAUUAGGGAUAUUGAUCUACCAGAAAGGCUCAAGGCUAACGACAUUGACAUAAAUACAAUAACCUCUUCCUCUGCCUUUGGGGGUGCUAUACCAAGUGAUUUGAAGUUCUCUGCAUUUUCUUUACCUAGGUCUUUAGUAAGUUUGGUACUUGCAAAUAAUAAUUUGUCCAAUGAAUCCUUUCCCAUGGACUUCAGUUGCCUAUCCAUGUUAAAGCAUUUAUAUUUAGACGAAAAUCUUAUCGAUUCCAUGCCCAUUUGUGUGAGAACCCUUCCUAGGCUUGAAAUACUUAGCAUGAAUAAUUGUAAAAAUUUGAAGUCAAUCGAGCAUCCUCCACAUACACUAAGAGUGUUGUUCGUCGUUUCUCAUAGGCCCUCUAUAGAAAAAUUGGUAUUAAAUCGAACAACAUCCAUACACCAUUUAUCAUAUAACGAUAUAGAUUACGGACGUUGGUCAUAUGAAAUAGAAGGCGUGAUCAAAAUCCAAGCAAUGGUGGGUGUUGACGAAGAGGUAUUGCGUAGCUUGGGAUGGACUAAUUUAGACUUCCGUAACGACAGGCGUGUGAGAACAGAUCUUCAGAGAUCUGGAAUCCAGACGAUGCUUUAUGAAUAUGGAAUAUUUAGCACAAUGUACGAGGCGGAGGAGAUGCCGAGUUGGUUUAGGCAUAGAAGCGUGGGGCCAUCAAUAUUAUUUACCAUCCCAUCAUCUCCAAACUGCGUUAGAGGAUUCAACUUCUGCUCUGUGCAGACGUUGCAAGUUCCAGAUGAGGAUGCAAGAACCUAUCUUUCGCCAAAGAUCACAAUUGAUAAUAUAACAAAGAAUCGCACAUGGAUAUACCAACGUCGCUUGACCAGAUCUACUGUAUGCCGAGAGUGUUGCGUGAUGUUAAGUCAUUGGAUGUUUGGAAUGAAUGACAUGGAAGGUGGUGACCAGGUUACUAUUACUGUUACAGGGCCAUAUAAUGAACUUAUAAAGGAGUGUGGGGUGAGAGUCAUGUAUGUUGAUGAUGAUGAUGGUGCGUUAGGUUAUUACAAGUCAUGGAAUCUCAUAAUUGGUGGAGAUCUCUCUCCUUUUCAAAUGAGAACAGGAGAAUACAUCCUAUACAACUGGGAUUUUAGAUUCCAGUUUAUGAAUUUUUUCAUGGAACACUAAACUCAUUAGAGAAGGUGACAGCUAUCAAGGUUGAUGUCAUUCUUAUUAAAUAUUUUGUUGUCAGAGCCUUAUGUAUACAACCUGACCCAUGACCAAACUUCAUUAAAUAGAUGAACAAUGACCUAUUUAUUUUAAAUAAAUGGAUCAUAGCCUGAUUCGUCUAAAUAAGUACAUCAUAUGACCCAAAUCCACCCAUUUAUUAUUGAUUUUGUUUGCCCUCUAAGAUAAGAGUUUAUUUUUAAUGUAUCGAUCCAGAUGCACGAUGGGUCGACCCAAGUAUUGAUCCGUCUAAAUGGGUUGAUCUGCUAUAUCAAUUGGUUAAGUUUUUUUAUAUGUUGGGUCACAUAAUUAUAAUAUACCAGGACCAAUACAACUGCUUUGUCCAAAUGGAUGUAUGUGAAUAGUGAUUAACACAAUGCUUUUUUUUUUCUCUGUAUUUUCAACACAAAAGGAAGUGUGGUUCAGAGAUUUUUCGCAAAGGAAGCCUGACAUAAUUGGUCAUGCACGUGAGGUAUAUUUUUAUACCUGAGCAUUUCUCUCGUCACAUAAAUAAAGGGAAAAUGACUUAGGUUUUGUCCACAUUUGGUCACUUUCAUUUUUUUUUGACAACAUUGACCAUUAAAUUCUCAUUUUCUGUUCAAGUUAUAGUAGGUUAAUGUCCAAUUGGCAUAUACUUGGCAUCUACAUGGUGGCAUUUGAGAUUAGCUGAUACGUGAUAUAAGUCAAAAUCAAAAAUUCCAAGUUGAAAAUCCUUGGAAAUGUGGGUUACCUUCUCGAUUGAGGAAAUCACAGACUGAUGACAACCCUGAAGAAAGUUUAGAGUGUGCCCUAACUCGAUGGAGUGAUCGAUGAAGAUUUUCAAUAUGAAGAUUUAAACAUCAAGUUGAAGUCGAAGAAUAUGGGUGUAAUGGAAGCUUAUGAACUAAUGCUGAAAAUUUGCUACAUCAGAGCAUGAGAUGAAGAUGGACCACGAAAUGGAGGCACUGAAAUGGAAGGUGUCCACUCACAAAAUAGUGCUCUUGUGUUGUUUGUUAUGCUUGUAGUUAAUCUACUUUAGGUUAGGGAUUAAUGGCUUAGUGAAAGUUGGCUUAUUGGGUUAAUGUACUUUGGAUGUAACUGAAAAUGGCUUAAUGAAAGAUGGAUGCUAGCUAACUGAUUAUUAAUGACA
Lactuca sativa (garden lettuce) is the source of this 4897-nucleotide messenger RNA. The record is from RefSeq and is a predicted model, not a curated record. Lineage: Eukaryota; Viridiplantae; Streptophyta; Magnoliopsida; Asterales; Asteraceae.